Conger conger (European conger) is the source of this 2791-nucleotide messenger RNA. It is a transcript of the gene nampt2, whose product is annotated as nicotinamide phosphoribosyltransferase 2. The coding region runs from base 89 to 1579 and encodes 496 amino acids. The record is from RefSeq and is a predicted model, not a curated record. Gene Ontology annotation, molecular function: nicotinamide phosphoribosyltransferase activity. The transcript is spliced from 11 exons. Gene Ontology annotation, biological process: NAD+ biosynthetic process. Lineage: Eukaryota; Metazoa; Chordata; Actinopteri; Anguilliformes; Congridae.
CCUCAAAUCACGUUUGCGAUUCGAAACUAUAAAUAUCAGAGCGGUAAACUGUAUCUAGUGCUUGGAAAAUUAUCUGACAGUGACAGACAUGGCAACGCAGGAUUUUAAUGUUUUGCUUGCGACAGAUUCGUACAAGAUCACACACUACAAACAGUACCCACCCAACGUCGGCAAGGUGUACUCCUACUUCGAGUGUCGGCGCAGGAAGGAGAGCCAGUUCAGUGAAGUGGUGUUCUUCGGCCUGCAGUAUCUUCUGAAGAAGUACCUGGCAGGGCCAGUCAUCACAGAGGAGAAGAUUCAGGAGGCCAAACUCUUCUUCCAGCAGCACUUCAGACAGACUGUGUUUGAUGAGGAGGGAUGGAGAAAAAUACUGGAGAAGUACGACGGUCGACUUCCCAUCCGGAUCAAAGCGGUUCCAGAAGGAAAGAUUAUUCCCAGGGGAAAUGUUCUCUUCACAGUGGAAAACACGGACCCAGAUUUCUUCUGGCUCACAAACUACAUUGAGACCAUGCUGGUCCAGAUGUGGUAUCCCAUCACCGUGGCGACCAUCUCUCGGGAGUUCAAAAAGAUUCUGGCCAAGCACCUGAAGGCCACGUCCGGCAGCCUGGAGGGGCUGGAGUUCAAGCUGCACGACUUCGGCUACAGAGGCGUUUCCUCACAGGAGUCUGCUGCGCUGGGCGGGGCAGCCCACCUGGUGAACUUCUGCAGCACAGACACGGUGGCGGGCCUCCUGAUGGCCCAGCGAUACUACAGCUGUCCCAUGGCCGGGUUCUCCAUCCCCGCUGCAGAGCACAGCACGAUCAUCUCCUGGGGCCGCAGCCGGGAGAAGGAGGCGUUUGAGAGCCUGCUGGACCAGUUCCCCUCCGGGCCGGUGUCCGUGGUGAGCGACAGCUACGACAUCUUCAAGGCCUGCAAGAACAUCUGGGGUGACAAGCUGAAGGAGCGCGUGAUGGAGCGCAGCCAGGACUCCACCCUGGUGAUCCGGCCCGACUCCGGAGACCCUGCGGAGACCGUCAUCGAGGUGAUAAAGAUUUUGGAGGACUGCUUCGGGAGCUCGGUGAACUCCGCCGGGUACAAGCUGCUGCCGUCCUACCUGCGCAUCAUCCAGGGAGACGGGAUCGACCUGCAGUCCGUGGAGGAGAUUCUGAUGAAGCUGCGUGAUGAAGGCUGGAGUGCGGAGAACUUGUUCUUCGGCUGCGGCAGUGCCCUGCUGCAGAAGCUCAACAGAGACACCCUGCACUGCGCCUUCAAGUGCAGCUAUGUGGAGUCCAACGGCAAGGGGAUGGAUGUGUACAAACAGCCCGUCACGGACCCGUCGAAGGGUUCAAAGCGGGGGCGCCUGUCUCUGAGGAGGAACUCUGAUGGAUUCAUAGAGACAGUGGAACGAGGGGUGGGCAAGCCCGAGGAGGACCUGCUGGUGACUGUGUUUGAGAACGGCUCCAUCCUGCAGGAGUACACACUGGAGGAGAUCCGCAAGAACGCCAGACUGCAGGAGGAGGACCUCCGCCCCUCCCAGCACAACCAGGACAGCCCCAGGGCGGAGGUGCACCAAAAACACAUCAUGAACGGAGUGCACUAACCGCAAGGACUCACAGCAACGCUGCCCAUGGUGGACCAAUCCGCAGCCUUUGCUUCAGCCUCACAAAGCCCGGCCCCGCCCCCACACUAAUUUAUUAAGGCCUUAAAACUGGCUGUCCAGUGUAAAUCUGUUUAGAAUGAAUAGGGUGGAUGUGGGAUAUUGAGUGUCCAUUGGGCAAUGGUAGUGCUAGAGGUGGUGGUGUCCAGUGUAGUGUGUUUUUCUUUGUUUCCAGUGGGCAGAGGUGAAGUUCAUUGGUUGUGGUUCUGAACUCUGAACUCGGCUAAAUCUGCAGCCAAACAUGGCUGUUUAUCUUUUGACAUCACCGGGGCUUAUUUAGUUAUUUAGGAACUGCCUUAAAAAGGGUGGGAAUGCAUACCCAUCAAGCUCCCUGUCCCACCAGCACUGCCAGUCCAUCAAACAAAUGGGCAUUAUCUGCGAUUAUGUCAGAGUUUAGUGAAGUCCCUGGUUCCUCCUUGUGUCAUAUCUAGACUGUUAUCCCCACUAGACUGAUAACACCAGCACAUAGAUUUUGUCAAGUAUUCACAAGUGAAACUGCAGGUUCCCCAGCCGGUCAAGUAUGGGUGAAUUUUUGCAUCUGCAUCCCUGCACUGAAAACUGACUGAAUUGCAAGUUAAUUUGAGCCUAUUGGUGCCUUUUGAUCUGACCAUUGCCUCAGACAAGAAUAUUAACAGUGGUUGACACACUGUUUUUGUGCUUAUUAAAAAUACAACCCUAAGGUAUUGUUUUAUUUGUGCUUUUUAUUAUGUUUAACCAUUCUGUAUGUUCUGAUUUUAAUUCUAAUUCUAAUCACUCUGGUUGCGAAUGUAAUACUUAUUUUUAGUUUAUUUUAAGUGUUACAUUUGAUACUUUGGCAAAUUUGCAGACUGCUGCCAGUGUAUUUUUCAUACCCUGUUUUGCAGUAUGAUGAAACCUGCUUUGAUGCAAAAAGACUUAUCUUCAAUAUACAGUAUAAAUGAAGCAUUGGACAGGAAGCAAUUAAGCCUACCUCUUUUUCUAUUCUACCUACGUAAUGCUGUUAAUAUAAUACCAAUAAUACACAGGCAAAAAUGUCGUAUAUUAUACUAUUGUGUAAAUAUUUAAAAUGUAAUCAUUUUUAGCAUGCCAGUGGCAGAACGUUUGUCCGUUUUGUUUUAAGGAAAAAGUGAUAUUUUGUAUGACCACAAAAUAAAGAGAUCUUCAACUGAAAGUUAA